Molecule: messenger RNA, 1857 nt
Organism: Polistes canadensis
Lineage: Eukaryota; Metazoa; Arthropoda; Insecta; Hymenoptera; Vespidae
Gene: Hlc
Product: probable ATP-dependent RNA helicase DDX56
Exons: 5
Coding region: 127-1791 (554 amino acids)
Cellular component (GO): nucleolus
Molecular function (GO): RNA helicase activity; nucleic acid binding; ATP binding
Source: RefSeq, a predicted model, not a curated record
UGGUUUAAGCACACGUGGUCUACUGCGAUGUGUUGUUGAGCUUAUACAUACUUCUGUUUUCUCUGGUGUAAACACACGUGGUUAACCUACAAGUUUAUUUAGUUUGUUUUAUAAUAUUUAUUAAUCAUGUCUUUGACUGAAAUAGAUCUAAUUGAAGAAGAUGAAAAUGAGAAGUGUACAUAUUUUCAUGAAUUUGGAUUAGAUGAUAGAAUUUUAAAGGCUGCUGCCAAAUUAGGUUGGAUGGAACCUACGGCAAUACAGGAGAAAGCAAUACCGUUAUUGUUGGAAGGGAAAGAUGUUUUAAUCAGAGCUAGAACUGGUUCUGGUAAAACUGCUGCAUUUGCAAUUCCAUUAAUACAAAAGAUAUUGUCUAAUAAACGAACUCAAACGAAGCAAGAAAUUAAGGCUUUGAUUCUGACUCCUAGUAAAGAACUUAGUAAACAGAUCUACGAUGUGCUCAUAGAUCUUACAAUGAAAUGUUCCAAAGAUGUACGAUCUAUUAAUAUUAGUCCGCCGAUUAGUUUUGAUGCUCAAAGAACAUUAUUACUAGAAAUGCCAGAUAUUGUUGUAUCUACGCCUAGUAGAUUGUUGCAACAUUUAAAAGUUGGGAAUCUUUCUUUAAAACAUAGCCUGGAAACAUUGGUAAUAGAUGAAGCUGAUUUGGUCUUUUCUUUUGGUUAUGAAAGAGAAGUGAAACAGAUUAUGACUUAUCUGCCAAGAAUUUAUCAAGCUACAUUAGCAUCUGCAACAUUAUCCGAAGAUGUCUUGGUAUUGAAAAAAUUAGUUUUACAUGAUCCAGCAAUUUUAAAAUUAAAAGAACCUCCAUUAGCUCCACCAACACAAUUAGCACAUUACAGUCUAGCUGCAGAAGAAGAUGAUAAGGCUGCUAUUUUAUACGCUUUAUUAAAAUUACAUUUGAUUAGAGGGAAAACUAUUAUAUUUGUACAUACUGUUGACCGAUGUUAUAAAUUGAAGCUCUUUUUGGAACAAUUUGGAAUACCAACUUGUGUACUUAAUUCUGAAUUACCUUCAAUUUCUAGAUGUAGAGCUAUUACACAAUUUAAUUGUGGAAUAUAUGACAUAAUAAUUGCAUCCGAUGAGAAAGCUUUAGAAGAGGAACACUUAAAAGUUAAAAAAGGAAAAAGAAAAAAAGAUAAAGAAUCAGGUGUUGCUCGAGGGAUAGAUUUUCAAUUUGUAUCAAAUGUAAUUAAUUUCGAUUUUCCCCUUGAUGUUAACUCUUACAUACACAGAGCUGGUCGUACAGCACGAGGAAAAAAUGAAGGAACAGCUUUAAGUUUCAUAUCAAUAAGAGAAAGACCAUUACUCGAAGAAGUAGAAAAAGAAUUGAAGGAAUGCCAAGGUCAAGAUACAUUGUUUAAAACUUAUCAAUUUAAAUUAGAAGAAGUCGAAGGUUUUAGAUAUCGUGCUCAAGAUGCAUGGAAAGCUGUAACUAGAAUAGCUGUGCGCGAAGCACGUUUGAAAGAAAUUAAACAGGAAAUGUUGAAUUGCGAAAAAUUGAAAACUUAUUUCGAGGAUUAUCCAAAAGAUUUGCAGUCAUUACGUCAAGAUAAAGCUUUACAUACAGUAAAAUUACAACCUCAUUUAAAAAAUGUACCAGAAUAUAUAGUACCACCUACUCUAAAAGGUUUAAUGGGAAUGGGAAAAAGGAAACGAAAAUUCGAUCGAGAAUUAGCGUCAACUGCUGCUACCGCUGUGAAAUCGAGACAUCAAGCACGUGCAUUAAACCCUCUCAUUAGUUUAGCAUUAAAGAAACAGAAAAAGUCAGCAUAAAUUUUAUAUAUUAUUGUAAUGUAAAAUUUGUACAAAAUAAAGUGUUCCGUUCUUAAUUUUGAUAAA